This is a messenger RNA of Anguilla anguilla (European eel), 1374 nucleotides long. It is a transcript of the gene rex1bd, whose product is annotated as required for excision 1-B domain containing. The transcript is spliced from 5 exons. NCBI's taxonomy places the organism in Eukaryota, Metazoa, Chordata, Actinopteri, Anguilliformes, Anguillidae. The coding region runs from base 340 to 852 and encodes 170 amino acids. The record is from RefSeq and is a predicted model, not a curated record.
UAGCAUUUGGGGAAGCUGAAAACCAUUUUAAUGUCAGCCGUUUAGGAAGUAAGAUAUUUAUUCAACAUAAAAUAUACACAAACAGUUCUAAAUAGAUAGUUGUCAAGUAUCUAUAUUGUUUAAAUUCAGGUAAAAUAUGGUUUAGUUUCUCAUCGGAAAUGAUUUUGUGUCGGAUAUCCACAGGAAGUUUAGCGUGUUAGCUAGUUGGCUAGCUCAUGCCAGCCAUAGCUUCAGGGUUUUGGUUAUUUUACACUGCCACUGAUAACAUUUAGGCAAGAAGUUAUAACGCAGGUAGUUCUACCAGUUGAGGUUAGCUAAUAAUUGAAAAUAGUCAUUUGGAUGAAAAAAAAAUUGUAUAUAGUUAUAGCUGGCUUACUGGAUUUUGUGGAACACACUGUCAUGUCACCGAACGUUUCAGAAUUCAAAACGUUGGUCCAAAGGUUCUAUGCGCUUCAGACGGAACGGAUAGAAGCGUACAAACUCUUUGAGGAGGGACAUGAGGCGUACCUGAGAACGGCGCCCCACUACGACUUUGAACAUUACAGACAGCUGGUCCACGAGAUAACACAGGCGUUCAGUGGGAUUUCAAAAGAGGUGCUGGAGAUCAAGGAACGACUGCACCAGGAGUUUGACCGUCCGGAUCUAUCCGAGCACAUCGAGAAGCUGCAGAGCAAAGAGAAACAGAAGCUGGAGCUGACGGCGAAACUGCAGCUGGCGAAGCAGAACGCUCAGGAUCACCCAGAAGACGAGGGCUGCCAGGAGAAGAUUCUAGAAAUCAGACAGGACAUAAUAAAGAACAAAGAGGCCCUGAGCGAGAUCCUGCAGGACUUCAAGUACGACUCCGAGGACUGACUGACGGGUGCUCUUUUGGGGGGGGGGGGGGGGCAGCCGUUCGUUCCGACAGAGAUCGAUGGACUCCUUCGCUUGCGACUUCCCUCUCUCUCUUUUUUCUCCCCCGUUUUUAUUUGUCUAAGUUAUUGAUUCUCAUCUGGCUUGAAUCUCUUUAAUGCCACCCGCCCCGGCUGCAGCAGUUUUGUGCCGCAUCUUAAAGGUCACUUCGCUGAGAUUGUCUGAGCCUCUGGCACAGAGCCCUCUUCUUCCUGACACACUGCCACGGCGAGCGCGGCUUCAGGUGCUGACGGGGGCUCGUCGGUCAACUGCGUCAGUAACCCGACUUCAGCCCUCUCAAAAAGCGCAGAGCAGGCAGUGUUAACUCCUUGCUUUUUAUUGUUCUACAAGCAACUGUUGCUCAAUUGACGUUAUUAUCGCUGAUGUCGAUGCUGACCUACACAUAACUUAAGGAAGAGAAUCACGACUUUAGAUUAUUAAAUAUGCUGAUACAAUUCAGUACAAAAAUAAAGGCAAUACAAAAAA